GCGCACCGUGGGUUUAUAUUAACUCUCCGCUAAACGCGGGGAUGUUAUUAACUCUACUUUAAACUUGUUUAACACUGAUCCUGUGGUUUUAUACGCGUUAGAGCAUGUCUGCUUCAUGUUCGUGCUGGAUCUCAAGGGGAAGGUGCUGAUACGCCGUAAUGUUGACAUGACACAGAUCGACCACUUCUUCACCCUGCUAAUGCAACAGGAAGAGGAGGGGCUUCUCCACCCUGUGAUGUCACAAGGCAACGUCCACUUCACGUCAGGUGUUCACGGAGUACUUCAAGACGCUGGAGGAGGAGAGCAUUCAGGAUAACUUCGUGGUGGUGUACGAGCUGCUGGACGAGCUCAUGGACUUCGGUUUCCCGCAGACGACAGACAGCAAGAUCCUUCAGGAGUACAUCACGCAGCAGGGGAACAAGCUGGAGGUGGCCAAGACCAAAGUGCCCACCACGGUCACCAACGCCGUGUCCUGGAGAUCUGAGGGCAUCGAAUACAAGAAGAACGAGGUCUUCAUCGACGUCAUCGAGGGAGGAAAGGAGUUUCUGAUGCGUGCACACUUCUGUCUGCCGAGUGUAGAGAACGACGAGCUCGAGGGAAGACCUCCGAUCACCGUUUGAGAUCCCGUGUUUCACCGUGUCCGGUAUUCAGGUGACUUCACAUGUGUUCCCAUCCACCAUCUCCCUGUUUACACUCGUCACCCUGUUUACUGUUCUGAUUAAAGACAUCGUUCACCCAAGAAUGAUUAUUCUGUCAUUAAUGACUCGCCCUCAUCUCGUUCCAAACCUGUAAGAGCUUGGUUCAUCUUCAGAACACAAAUGAAGAUAUUUGUGAUGAACUCCUAGAGCUCUCUGAGUCUCCAGAGACAGAAGGAUCCUAACACCAUCAAGACUCAGAAACACAGCAAGGACAUGUGAAAUGUGUGUAUGAUCAGUUGUGAAACUCUUAUAUUGUGAAGGUGCGGUAUAUGAAGAUCAUUGAGAAGAGCGGCUCUCAGGAGCUGCCCUCACUCGCUCGGAGAUUACCAGCUGAGGACAAACAGUUUAUGAGACGUGGCUGAAAACUACACAGCAAUCUGUGGAAGAAGUUUAUUAAAUGUUUUUAGUAGUGGGUUUUAUCCUCUGAGAAUUUCAUUAGAAAAAAAUUAUUGUAUAAAUCGUUAAUCUUGAAUGUAAACACACCCAGCAUUUCAGUAAUUUUCUAAAGUGCUUUUUGCACCAGAUCAUGGAAUAUGUUUUCAAUCAUUUCUGUUUAUUUUUGCAAUAAAUGUAAUUUAUUUGUCCUGGAAUAACUGAUAUAUCUAAAUAUGUUUAUUAUCAUGAGCGUGUGUUGGCACGAAAGCCCGCUCUUUUCCGCGCGCUCUCUCUCUCUCUCUCUCAGUGAAUGAACGCAACAGUUUACAAAAUAAACCUUCUCAAAUCGCCCGCCUUCUGUGCUCUACUUCCUCAUUGGUCACUGGCGCAGUUGCCACGGUGAUACUGCAGCAACGCCUAUCGGCACUCCUCCCUUUUGUCCAAUUAUGGCAGCCGCGUUGGUGUGUGUGAGCGCUGAUUGGCUGCGGCGCUGUUGUCGGUCAGGCGCGCGAUGUGAAGGCGCUCAGCGCGUUUAUUUCAGAUUGUUUUGACGGAUUCCAGUAAACAGAUAAACAGCCAACGGUCGCUCAUCUGCGGACUGACGCACACAGACAGCGAUCUCCUCAGAGGAUGGUUGUGGACGGGUUCGGCCGCGGGAAGAGUCUCAGCGCGGCGGCGGCGCGGGGGAAUGUGGACGCGGUGCGGCGGAUGUUGCAGGAUCACCGGCUCCAACCGGACACGCUCAACGAGUUCGGGAAAACCGCACUGCAGGUGAUGAUGAUGGGCUGCACCAGUGUGGCUCGUGUGCUGCUGGACCACGGAGCUGACCCUAAUGUCCAGGACCGCUGUGGAGUGACCCCUGCACAUGAUGCGGCCCGCACCGGGUUCCUGGACACACUGAGGGUUCUGGUGGAGCACGGGGCCUCUGUUAACGUCCCUGACCACAGCGGAGCCCUGCCCCUCCACACGGCCGUCCGCGAGGGCCACAGGGACGUGGUGGAGUACCUGGCCCCGCUCUCUGACCUCGGGCACCGGGACGGCCGUGGGGUCACCGCUCUGGACACGGCCCGGGACGCUUGCGCUCUGGAGAUGGUGGAGCUGUUAGAGCGUCUGAUGGGGACCAGUUCACACUGAAGAACUGUACGCCUCGACUCAUGAGAGGCUUGUAUUUAUAUCAAUCUGUUGGAUGUUUGAGUAGUUGGUAGUUGAACUCAUCACAUGUAGCACUGGUUUUGCACAGAGCGGAUCCGGGACGGCUCUCCUCGAGCGGGUCUGCAGGCACACCUGUAAAUAACACUUUCUUUGGUAUCUUACAAAACAUUUCUGUGCAGAAACUUGAACUGUUAACAGUUUUAUUCUUGUGAAAUUAUUUCUUGCCAUCCGCGCACUGAUGAAUUCUUGCUUUGCGUGUAAGUUUGCUCGGAUUAAUGUCUGUAAAUAACAUUUUAUGAAUUUAUUUGACCUAUUUAUUGAAGAAUUGUAUAUUAACGUUUGUUUACCGUGGUAUUUCAGAUGUUAUUUAUUAAAGUGUUUAAUAAACUGAAAAAAC
This is a messenger RNA of Carassius auratus (goldfish), 2622 nucleotides long. It is a transcript of the gene cdkn2d, whose product is annotated as cyclin-dependent kinase inhibitor 2D (p19, inhibits CDK4). Gene Ontology annotation, molecular function: protein binding. The transcript has 7 exons. The record is from RefSeq and is a predicted model, not a curated record. Lineage: Eukaryota; Metazoa; Chordata; Actinopteri; Cypriniformes; Cyprinidae. Bases 1704 to 2207 code for a protein of 167 amino acids. Gene Ontology annotation, cellular component: nucleus.